UUGUUACCGCCAAUGUAUCUGUUCCCGCUUCAUUCAUUGAUAUGUAGGAGUUAGAAUUACAAAUGGCCUCUUUCACAGCCCUGUUAUUUUCAUCCUGAGUUUAAAACAAAUCUCUAUUAUUGUAAAAAUCGUGUUAUUUUACCACUCAAAUGAAUGAAAUAUAUCCAUGUUUUCAAAUGAAUCCAACAGAAAGUCUAUCAGAAGAUGAUUUAACUUUAUGCCCGAAUGAUACAACAAAAUCAGCGAAAUCAAUGAAUGCCUAUCGUAAACUGCACAGUUCAAACUCUCUUAAUUCAGAUACAUUGAAUUCCUUCAAUACUGAAUUGUAUUAUUCUGAUUUGAAUAAUAAUAAUAAAAGUAAUCAUUGUAGUAGUAGUAGUAGUAGUGGUCAUAGUAUUCAUCAUAAAAAUGAUUUUAUGAAAUAUUCCAAUGAUAUUGUUGAUUCAAGUAAACUAAAUCCUAUUCUAGCCAUAGCUAGUCAUCAAUGGUUUGAUCGAUUAUUUCACUCGAAUUCAUAUACAUCGAAUCAUUCUCAUCAUCCACGCCAUCAUCAUCAACAUCAUCAUCACCCGCAUGGACAUCAUCAACGGUCGUUGUACAAUCCUCCUCAUCAUCAACACCGUCAUCAACAGGAAAAUCAGCAGCAUAAUCAACAAACAUGCCUUGGGGGAAUGACUUUUGAAUCAUCCCAUGAAUAUUUUGGACGUAUCCGUUUAAAUUCAAAUUUUGUAGGUUAUUCUCAAAGUGAUGAAAACAACCCGCUGACACAUUCAAUAGUCAAUAGUAAUUUGGAAUUAUCCAGGUUUAAUGAUGUGCAAAAUGACAGUAGCAUUGAUGAUAAUAUUAAUGGUAAUAAUAAUGACGAAACCAAUGAAAACGAUGACAUAACUACCAACAACAACAUCAAUGUCACAAAUGCUACAAAAUAUGACUAUAGUUCAUCGCAUGGGAAAGGCACAAUAACUUCACCUACGCCUAAAACGCAUUCAUCCGAUUAUCCGACUGAAUUCAGCUUUAAUACUGGUAAAUUCACAAAUUAUUCAAAUUAUUUUACAGAAUUCAACAAGAAUGAGAUAACAGAAAGGCAGGAUAAACAGCCAACACUACCCAGUACUCACAAUAAUGAUAAUAAUAAUAAUAGCAGUGGUUUUGAUGAUAGGGAUCAUGAACCUAUUCAAAAUACCAACGACACUGUUUAUCCUAAUCGAUUACGCUCAAAAUUGAUGAGUGAAAUAAAUGAACCUGCAAAGAAAUUGUGUUAUAGCUUUAAUAGUGAAUGCAAUCCAACAGAUAUUAGAGAUAAUCAGAGUGUUAAGAAUACUGGGAUCACGGAUAAAAGUUAUCUUGGCUCAUUUCAAAAUACAAAAGUUGAUGAGUCAUGUAUGAAUUCGAUAACAAUGACAAGUAGUGGGAAUUUCAGUAAUCAGCCAUCAAAAUCCCCAGUAAAUGAUUCGUCUUUAUCUUCACCGGGGCAAACAAAUUCACAGAGAACAUUGAAUACUGAAGGGACAACAACUACAUCUUUAUUAGAAUGGCAUUUAACGUCGGAAAAUAAUUUUAUCGCAAAAAUUAAAUCUGAUCAUAGUAAUGAACAUUUGGAGCCUAAUUCAAAUGGCAUGUUUACUAAUGUUUCAAUGAAUAAUCCUUUCAAAAACAAUGAUAAUACUACUAAUAAUAGCAAAGAUUGUGGUGUUUACGAAGAGAAGUUGAGCACUUCUACAGAUAGACAUUCACCCCCAUUGUCAUAUUCAUCACAAUCAACAGAGAAUUUAAAUGAUGAGUCAGUACGUGGUGGAAAUUCUCAACAUGCUUCUUACUUACAUCCUGCUCCUGCUCCUCCUGCUCCUCCUGCUGCUCCUCAAAAUCAUCCUCAUCAACACACGGACAAGUUAUGCUCAGAUGUUAAUAAUGAAUUCUUGUGGAAAGCAAAUCCUCCUCCAGGAGGAGAUUUAAUGAAUUAUGAAAAUGAAAUAAGUUAUAUUAAAAAUCGUUGGAAUACUAAUCAUCACUUCCUGAUGAAUAAACUGCGUUUUGGUGGUAAUUUAAGCACAACAAAUAGUGCCGUAUUUACCAGUAGCAAUAAUAAUAAUGAAAUGAACUAUCCUGAGCAAAAUCUAACUGAUAUAGCCGGUACUAGUAGUAGUAGCAAUAGAAGUCACAUUGCUGGUUUCGAUUCAAUGAUCCCAUGUAUAUCGCAUAAUUUUUUAACAAAUUUCACACGAACAUCUUAUGAUGGAGGACAGAAUAAUUGUUUACAAGAGAAUUUAUAUGACCUGUCAUCAUCAUCUGGCCACCAUCAUUUGAACUCACACAGCGGAGGUUUUACAAAUCCAACAAACUUUUUCAAUUUAGAUAGCGGUAGUAGUAGUAGUAAUAGCACUACGAGUGGUAGUCACCCUGUGUCAACAUCCUCUUCCAGUGAUCAUAACAGGCUAGAUGAUGUAUAUGAUAGAACGGAACAAUGUUUAGGCUUGAAUAGUCUUUCUCAACAUCAUAAUCAUCAUCAUAACCAUCAUCAUCAGUUCAUGAUGAUGAAUAAUUGUGCCAAUGAUUAUAGUAUGAAUCUUUCAAACGAUGUCACUAUGGCAACAGGAAGCGUGAACGACUUUAAAACCGGUUUAAAUUAUUAUCUGUUACCGCCGGUAAAUGGUUUCACUGCUAAUACUGACGCUUCUCCGUGUCAAAUCACAAACGGGGGAAUAACAUCGAAUAAUUUUAAAAAUCGUUUAACUGCAUCAGCCGGUGGAUAUUCUUCACAGAAUUUCACUCAUUCUAAUCUACUGAAUUGUAGUCAUUCAAAUACAUCAAUCUAUCGUCAUCCAGUCGAGUUAGAUUAUAAUCCAAGAGAAUUGGAAGCCUUCUCAGAAUUGUUUAAACAAAGACGUAUUAAACUUGGUGUAACACAAGCUGAUGUUGGUAAAGCCUUAGGUAAUCUAAAGAUAUCUGGUGUCGGCUCAUUGUCUCAAUCAACUAUAUGUCGUUUUGAGUCACUGACUCUAUCUCACAAUAAUAUGAUUGCACUGAAACCUGUACUCCAGGCAUGGCUUGAAGAAGCUGAAGCUGAGGCUAGUUCACGUUCAAAUCACCCGAGUAUUUAUGAUUUAGAAGAAGAAAGACGACGUAAGCGUACAUCGAUAACUGAUUCAGAGAAAAGAUCACUUGAAGCAUUUUUCAGUAUUCAACCGCGUCCAUCAUCGGAGAAAAUUUCACAGAUUGCAGAGAAACUUAAUUUGAAAAAGAAUGUUGUUAGAGUCUGGUUUUGUAAUCAACGUCAAAAACAAAAACGUAUGAAAUUCUCUACACUGGGCAUGUUACAUCAUUCUGCAACUCGGACGUAGAUAAAGUAACUAGGUUGACAAG
Trichobilharzia szidati is the source of this 3360-nucleotide messenger RNA. NCBI's taxonomy places the organism in Eukaryota, Metazoa, Platyhelminthes, Trematoda, Strigeidida, Schistosomatidae. The record is from the annotation of a GenBank genome assembly.